CAGGGCAGCGCAGGCAGGGAGGGCAGGGCAGGCAGGGGCUGGACACUGCAACUGCCGGAGCACAGAGAGCGGCACCAGAGCUGAAGAUCUGGUUUUAGGAGCAAAGAAAGAGAACGAACGAGAGGCGACACCCCAAAGGCAAACCGAGGAACCCCAAUAACUUUGGAUGGAGGUGAAGCAGUUGUUUGUGAGGUAAUGAAAGAAUUCAAUCGGGUGCUUGCUGGAACUCCCAGGGCAUUCCUUAGCCCAUUCCCUCCUGAAGGAGUACCUGAAGACUAGAACAACUUAAGUCAGUGAAUCUGGGCUCCUGCCGUGGGGAGCAAAAGCAUAAGAGUGUGUGUGUGUGUGUGUAUAUAUAUAUAUUAUAAUAUAUACAUAUAUCAGGGAAUUUAGAGCUCCCGCAGUCAUCUCCCCAAAAGUAUCCAUUGUCAAUAUAAAAAUGGAGACACUUUCUCAAGAUUCCCAGCUGGAAUGUCAGAUAUGUUUCAAUUACUUCAGCCCCCGUCGUCGCCCGAAGCAGCUGGACUGCAAACACACCUGUUGUUCUGUCUGCCUCCAGCAGAUGAGGAGCAGCCAGAAGGAGCUGAGGUGCCCCUGGUGUCGAACUGUCACCAAGCUCUCCCCGAGCGUCUCGGUAUCUCAGCUGCCUGACGACCCAGAAGUAAUCACCGUGAUCAGCAUCCCGCACACCUCCGACCACACCCCGGUCUUUAUCAAGCUUCCAAGCAACGGGUGCUACAUGCUACCUCUGACUGUUACUAAGGAGAGCGCACUGUUGCCAGGAGAAGGGGGCUGUCGCUUAUUGCCAGGAAACCAGCGGAAGACCUUAACGGCUGUGGUGAUCCCAGGGGAAAGUCAGCAACUCCAACAGCUGCAACACGGACUGAGGAGGGAGGAAGAGGAGGAGCAGGAGGAGGAAGGCCGGGAAGGUGUCAAAACUUCCACCUGCUCAGGUGUUUGCACUGUGCUGCUCGUGGCCUGCGUGCUCCUGUUCUUGUUGGGCAUCGUCCUACACAACAUGUCCUGCAUCUCAAAGCGAUUCACCGCCAUCUCCUGUGGCUGAGCUGAGCAAACUCGUCAUCUUAAAAAAAAGUUUCUCCACGUUUUACCUGCUGUGUCAGAUUCCCAGACUGGGACUCAAUUGAAAGAUAAAACUGAAGGACUUGGUUCUGUUGGAGCAAAGAGGUUACACAUCAAUCAGUGCUGGGGAAGUUGGAACAAAAAAUGCAUAAAAAUUGCAAAAAAAUCACUCAGUUGCGAAGCGAUUGAUGCUUAGGGGGUAAUUUGCUAAAUCGGGCAAAUGGUUCUUUGUGGUGGAUUUUGCUGGUAAUUUUGCAUUUGGAAGCAGAAAAUAUGCAGAAUUAAUGGGAAGUGAUCUCCCUUGUGAGAUUCUGUAUUUCUAAAGUGUUAAAUAUAGUCUCCCUUUCGAUGGGUGUUGCAAUAAAGCUAUCUGCAGGUUAACUUGAAUCAUUAUUCAGCGGCAGGUGUCUAGAGUCACCAUCUUGUACACUGAAUACUAAACUUUACUGUUUGAAUCCAAGCUUUAGUUCUUUGUAGUUGUAGCAGUCCUGCAAUGGUGAAACUCAUAUAUUUGUCACCAGUGUCUGGUGUGCAGGAACGUAAUUUAGACUGACAGGCAUAGUGAUAGAAAAAUGCACAUCAAAUGCAACAAUUUUCUUUAGGCUAAAAUCAUUUAAAUUAGCCUAGUAUAAUUUUUAAAACUUUAGAAAAAAAUACUGUGUUGAUCUUGAACUAGUUUUUAUUUUUAUUUUAUUUUUUAGAUCUGUGUACAAUAAAUGUUUUUGAAUCUUGUCUCAUAGACCACAGUAAUAUAGGUACAACAACUUAGAUACUUUUAGUCAGAUUGCAGUUGUUGACUCAAUACAGCUUUGUCAUAUUUUGUACGUGAGCAGAAUUUGACAGUAAAUAGUUAAAUGAGCUGUGAUCACGCUUUUCUGAUAGUGUGAAGCUAAGCUGUAAAUGGUGAUUGUUUUAAUUGCCUUUUCACUGUAACGUAGUUCAUGCAUUUUAGUAAGAAUUAUAAAGAUGUGUUACUGGAAGUCAUUUUAGUUAGACUUGACCCUGAAAUGGAUAUUUUACUUAGUAACAAUGUAAGUUGUAAUUUUGCUGUGGCAAAUAUACCACAUGGCAAUUGCAGGCUUAUGUCUUGGAUUUGCUGACAGAUAUGGGUUUUGCACCAUUCUGAUAGAAUUUUUUAUGAAUUAUAUUUAAAAUCAGGUCCCUCUUCCCCGCGUUCAACUCAUUCAUUAUGAAAGAUCUAAUUUCUUAUCCUCUAUUAAUAGUUGCUGGGCAUUGUAGAGGGAUGUGGAAUGAUGGUGCUGGACUAAUUGUGAAGUGAUCGCAAACUAAAGCAAUUCACAGCACAACAUUAAUGUGGUGAAUGGAUUAAAAUGGGUUAAUGUGGGAGUGGAUAAUUUUGGUGAUGACAUCAAUUGACAAGGCAUAAGAAUGAACAAACCAUUCAGGGUAGAGCAAGGGUGUGUGUAUGGAGUGGAUGGAGAGAAAUCAGGCUCCUAAGCAGGACAGAUAAAAUAUAAUUGUUCACUCUGUCUGAAUUGGCAUUUGUUACUUCCAACCUCCCCCUAUGAGAGAGAAGAAAUUAGAAUCCCACUCCAGAUUUGUCUCUGAAAUCAAGUUGGGAUUCAUAAAAUGCUGACAUUUUUCUUUUCAACCGUUUAUCGAGUUAGGUCUGCAGUGCCAUUGCCUAUUCUAUUUUUUCCUGAAUGUUUUAAUGUACAGUUUUGGUCUUGCCCCAGUAGGCAAGGCAACCUCAGGCUUUAUCUGCCUGUUCCAGUUCAGUGGAUACAAGUGAUAUAUAUCCUUUUCUUUAGCACUUUUCUCUCCCCCACUCCAUCCCCCUCGUCUUCUCCUCCCCCACACAUAUACACGCUUUGCAUUUUCUCCUCCCCACGUGUACCUUCUCCUCAGCAAACUGGUUAACGGACCAGCCAGACACUUCAGCUAAUAGCCCGGUGGUGCUAUCCACCGCUGGUAAAGUGUUUCCUCUUAUAAUGUGUUAUUUAUUUUAUUGACCUGUCUUUGUGACAAAACCAACUUUGAAUGUUAUGAACUGCCAUAUUAUGUACACGUUACGGUAACAAACUGCCCAAUAUUGAGUUUGUAAGAGAUGAUCUAUCUGCUGUUUAUAAUUGCUGACUGUUGUAGUGUCUUUGUGCUUACUCUUUGUAGCAAAGAAUGCAUGAAGCUGCAAGUAGGAUUUUUCCACUGACCUGAUUUUCUGAUCAUGUAUUUUUAAAACUUGCACAAUGGGUGUAGCUAGUGUUGAUUUUAGUUCAUUGAUAAUUGUAAACAAUCACAUUGAUAUAGUUUAAACAUGACCACUGUACUGUGAUUCUGGUAGUAUUGGCAACAUUACUCAGCAGUUUAUAAUAAACUUACGUAGGCCAAGUCAUUUAUUAAAGCUUCAAGACCCACUUUAAUUAUU
Messenger RNA from Callorhinchus milii (elephant shark), 3466 nucleotides. It is a transcript of the gene rnf152, whose product is annotated as ring finger protein 152. NCBI's taxonomy places the organism in Eukaryota, Metazoa, Chordata, Chondrichthyes, Chimaeriformes, Callorhinchidae. Gene Ontology annotation, molecular function: metal ion binding; ubiquitin protein ligase activity. The record is from RefSeq and is a predicted model, not a curated record. The transcript has 3 exons. The coding region runs from base 440 to 1063 and encodes 207 amino acids.